This is a messenger RNA of Mytilinidion resinicola, 453 nucleotides long. RefSeq lists its product as uncharacterized. Bases 140 to 370 code for a protein of 76 amino acids. The transcript has 2 exons. Lineage: Eukaryota; Fungi; Ascomycota; Dothideomycetes; Mytilinidiales; Mytilinidiaceae. The record is from RefSeq and is a predicted model, not a curated record.
GACUGGCUACCCACUAGCUGGGCCACUUCGCACAGUGGUAUCGAGAGAGCAAGAUUGGAGCAUAAGCAGUGGCAUAUCCGCAUACCCAUCCUCAUGUUCUUGCAUCGAUAAUUAGACUAUCUCUUGACCGGCUGGCUACAUGCCCCUUGAGCCACUCCUAACAGUGGUAUCGAUUAAGCAAAGGCGGAGUCAGAGUCGUGGGCUAGUCUUCGUCAUUGCACAGGCUGGAGGCACGAUAUUUCCUGGUCUGGCUGGCUUGGUCGCCGGAAAAGCUGGCGUAAGCGUGCUACAGCCUAUUCUUAUAGCCCUCAUUGUGGCAAUGGGGAUCAGUUGGGUCAUGAUCCCACGUGUGGAACAGAAGAAAGAGUAGUUUAAGAACGUCGGAUAUACUCAGGUUGCAAAUUGACGUGAACUCUGUCUUAUUUCGGGGGCCCGAAGGCCAAACUAUAUACU